Messenger RNA from Ictidomys tridecemlineatus (thirteen-lined ground squirrel), 1303 nucleotides. Lineage: Eukaryota; Metazoa; Chordata; Mammalia; Rodentia; Sciuridae. The record is from RefSeq and is a predicted model, not a curated record.
GAUGUCUUCUGCUGUCUCUCAAUUCCUCAGGCCCCAGCUUUACACCAACCAAGGAUGGAGCAAUGAUAUUGUUCUGGAACACUUUAGAACCCCCAGCUGUUCUAGAAUACUCUAGAACUUCCCAGGUUCACAAAGCAUCCUGAGGCCUUCCUAGCCUAGUUAGGACUAACUCCAACCCAGUCCCUCAGUAGGCCUUAUGUGGAUGCUGGCAGUAGGUGGAGUUUUCUUGGCAGCUGCCCAGGCCUGUAUAUUUUGUCGCCUACCGGCUCAUGACUUGCCUGGUCGCCUGGCUCAGCUCAGCAGCCAACUGAAGGCCGAGUGGAAGGAAUGGGCUUCCCCAGAUUUCUCAGCUUUUGCCUUAGAUGAGGUGACCAUGAACAAAGUCACAGAGAAGACUCACAGAGUCCUGAGGGUCAUGGAGAUCAAAGGAUCCAUCUCUUCACUCCCUUCAUAUUGGCAAUGGCUUCAAAAGACCAAGAUCCCCCAGUAUACCAGGGAAGCUCUUUGUGCCCCAGCCUGCCCCACGCUCCUUCUGUCUCCUGCAGGGGGCAGCACCAUCCUAUACAACUGUUCCACCUGCGAGGGCACCGAGGCGUCCUGUUGGCCCCGAAAGCGGUGCCUCCCAGGUAGUCACGAUCUGCGGGAAGCCAGGAUUCUGCUAUUCUCUGUCUUUGGAGCUGUCCUGCUUCUGGGUGCUCUGAGCCUCCUGGUGGAGUCCCGGCACCUCCAAGCAAAGACACCUUCAAGCAAAUGGUGACUUGUGAAAAUGCUUACAGUCUCCCCACUUGCAGUUCUAAGGAAUAUGUAUACCCACAAUAUCCACAUCCCUGUGUGGAGAACCAGCCCACCUCUUAGUGCCAGUGCAAAAGUGUCAUUGUUCCAGACCCUACAAUCUAAACAUCUCCAUGAUGAUUCCCAACAUCAGAGGAAUCCAGGCACCCACAGCUGGAAAGUUCCUCCCCUCCAGCUUUCCACCAAUCAGACCAGGGCAGUGGGCCAUGCCAGGAAAUUAUCUACAGAAGGAAAGAAUCCCCUACACACACACCACCACUCCCACACCCCUUCUGCCCGUUCCGGGAAAGCCAGGGCUGUCUGCCCCCAAAGCUGCUCUGAGCGCUCCUAUGACUGAUUGGGAAUCCGGGAAUGAGUGUUCUGGAAAACUCCCUCCCUCUCUGUUGAGACCACAUCAGUCAGCCCGCUGGCACAUCGUCCCUCUAUUGUGUUAAUGUUGAGCAGCCCUGGACUCCUUGGAAGGGCCCUCCUCCUGCUGGGCCCAACUAAACCUGUGAUACUAUGCUCUCCA